CAGUGGUAGCCACAUCGAUCAAGGGAUUUUAAGGGGUGUAUUGUGGAAUAUGAAUUGAAUUAUUUGUUUUUGGAAGGAAAUUAGUGUGUGUUGUGGGUGUUUUUUUUUUUAUAUUACUAUGGCUUUGGUUGGUUGUGCAGUUGUUUACUGGUGUUCACUUGUUUGGAUCACUACUCAGCUCUCUCUCUCCCAAGGUGCUCAAUAUGAACAUCCAGCGCAAUACCGGUACCCCUUCAUCAGGCCAGCCAGCUCGUUCUCAUCGGUGCCGUCCUCCGCCGCGUGGGUGAACCCCGCCGCCGCGUACGACUACAUCAUAGUGGGCGGCGGCACGGCGGGGUGCCCCCUCGCCGCGACGCUGGCGCGGAAUUACUCCGUCCUGCUGCUGGAGAGAGGGGGGACGCCGUUCGCGAACUCGAAUGUGUCGUUUAUGCAGAAUUUCCACAUCACUCUGGCCGAUAUAUCGGAGAAAUCGGCGUCGCAGAUGUUCAUCUCCACCGAUGGCGUGUUCAAUGCCAGGGCUAGGGUUUUGGGCGGUGGGACCUGCAUCAAUGCUGGAUUUUACACCCGGGCAAGCGCAAGUGAGAUUGAGAAAGCAGGGUGGGAUGCUGAGCUUGUGAAUGAGUCCUACCCUUGGGUCGAGAACCAGAUCGUCCAUCGGCCCGAUUUCGGUCCGUGGCAGCGAGCCAUAAGAGACAGCCUAUUAGAAGUUGGGGUGGCACCUUUCAAUGGCUUCACCUAUGACCAUUUGUAUGGCACCAAGGUCGGUGGAACCAUCUUCGACCGCUUCGGCCGCCGCCACACGGCUGCUGAGCUUCUCGCCUCUGCCAAUCCCGAUAACCUCCGCGUCCUGGUCCGUGCAACGGUCCAGAGGAUCGAGUUCGACACAACGGGGAAAAGGCCUAAGGCAGUUGGAGUGAUCUUCAAGGACGAGAACGGGAAGACGCAUAGGGCGGUGCUGUCGAAGAGGGCGAGGAGCGAGGUCAUCGUGUCCUCGGGUGCGAUCGGGAGCCCUCACUUGCUGCUAUUGAGCGGGAUUGGGCCGAAGGCUGAUCUCGAGAAGUUCAACAUCCCGGUGGUGCUUGACAACGGGUUCGUGGGGAAGAACAUGUCGGACAACCCGAUGAACACGAUCUUCGUCCCGAGCAAGACGCCCGUGAAGCAGUCCCUCAUCCAAACCGUCGGAAUCACCAAGGUCGGAGUCUACAUUGAAGCUAGCAGUGGCUUUGGACAGAACAAAAGUAGCAUCCAUUGUGACCAUGGCCUUGCUUCUGCUGAGAUAGGGCAGCUCUCCACCAUCCCCCCGAAGCAGCGGACGCACGCAGCGAUCCACGGCUUCAAGAACCGGAAGCGGAACCUCCCGGUGGAAGCCUUCCAAGGAGGCUUCAUCCUGGAGAAGAUCGCCCGGCCGCUCUCCCAAGGCGAGGUGAAGCUCUCCAACACCAACAUCGACGAGAACCCCUCCAUCACCUUCAACUACUUCAGCCACCCGGACGACCUAGCCCGGUGCGUGGAGGGCAUCCGCAUAGUCGAAAAGCUCCUCAAGUCGAAGCCCUUCUCCAACUACACGCAGCUCGACGACGACGUGGUGGAGAAGCUCCUCAACAUGAGCGUCGAGGCCAACGUCAACCUCAUUCCCCGGCACACCAACGACACCAAGUCGCUCGAGCAGUUCUGCAAGGACACGGUCAUCACUAUAUGGCACUACCACGGGGGCUGCCACGUGGGGAAGGUGGUGGGCCCCGACUACAGGGUCCUCGGCGUUGACAGGCUCCGGGUGGUGGAUGGCUCGACCUUUUUUGACUCCCCGGGGACUAAUCCUCAGGCAACGGUCAUGAUGUUGGGACGGUACGUCGGGGUGAAGAUUUUGCGAGAGAGGCUAGGGGAAGCAGCCCGGGUGUAAGGAUGUGGAGGAUUUGUAAUUCUUUUAAUCUUGAUUGUUUUUGGUAGGGUUAAGAGGUAGCUGAUGAUGUGUGAAGAAUGUUUGUGGAGUUUGCAGUCUCUGUGUUGUAUUGACAGUAUCAACUCUCUUGAUGCUGCUUUUGUGUUAUGUCUUUAUGGAUCAUCCGCCACGUCUUUUCUUCA
Molecule: messenger RNA, 2082 nt
Organism: Salvia hispanica
Lineage: Eukaryota; Viridiplantae; Streptophyta; Magnoliopsida; Lamiales; Lamiaceae
Product: protein HOTHEAD
Molecular function (GO): oxidoreductase activity, acting on CH-OH group of donors; flavin adenine dinucleotide binding
Source: RefSeq, a predicted model, not a curated record